CCCUUCUUGCCCUUGAUUUAUGUUAUUUCCUGCAAGUCGCAUCCUGCUGACCACCUGUUUUCGUGCCCCAAUUCAAUACCUUUCCACCAAACAAACCGUCGGAGUCAUCAUGGGCAUCGCCGAUACACGCUUCAAGCUCAACACCGGAGCUGAGAUCCCGGCUCUCGGACUUGGAACCUGGCAAUCCGCCCCCGGCGAGGUCGAGAAGGCGGUGCGCCAUGCCAUUCAGGUGGGAUACCGCCAUAUUGACACGGCAUUCGCCUAUCAGAACGAGAACGAGGUCGGCAAGGCCAUCAACGAUGCCAUUGCCGCCGGGGAAGUCAAGCGCGAGGACCUGUUCGUCACCACCAAGCUCUGGUGCACGGGACACACCCGCGUGCAGGAGGCUUUGGACGAGAGCUUGAAGUUGUUGGGAAUGAGCUACAUUGAUCUGUACCUCGUCCACUGGCCCGUGGCCAUGAACCCCAAUGGAAACCACCCGGUCGUUCCCAAGCUGCCCGACGGCUCGCGGGAUCUUUUGCGCGACCACUCGCACGUCGAGACGUGGGAGAGCAUGGAGAAGCUGGUGGGAACCGGCAAAGUGAAGGCCAUCGGUGUCUGCAACUACAGUCGACCCUACUUGGAGGAGCUCCUCGCCCAGGCCACGGUCACCCCCGCCGUCAACCAGAUCGAGAACCACCCGUCUCUGCCUCAGCAGGAGGCUGUGGACUUCUGCAAGGAGAAGGGCAUUCAUGUCACCGCUUACAGCCCUCUGGGCAGCACGGGUAGCCCGCUGUUCUCCGCAGAACCCAUCGUCGAGGUGGCUAAGAAGAGGGGUGUCUCCCCCGCUACGGUUCUCCUCAGCUGGCACAUUUCCCGUGGCUCCUCCGUUCUUGCCAAGUCGGUGACUCCUUCUCGUAUCGAGGUCAACCGCCAGCUGGUCGAGCUGGACGAGUCAGAUCUGGCCACUAUAGCCAAGUACACGGACGAGCUGGCUCGGACCAAGACCUUCAAGCGCUACGUUUUCCCGCCCUUUGGUCUUGACUUUGGCUUCCCCGACAAGGUUGCAAACUGAAACUUUCAAACAAUGCCCCAGUACAUACAUUAUGAAGGGCAGAGAGGUACAUAGAAAGAUAGAAGCCAUCAAAUGGAUGGUUAGAGGGAAGGACAAAUGGUAACUAUUUGUAUAUGAC
Messenger RNA from Aspergillus homomorphus CBS 101889, 1172 nucleotides. RefSeq names its product putative glycerol dehydrogenase. Gene Ontology annotation, cellular component: cytosol. Bases 110 to 1054 code for a protein of 314 amino acids. The record is from RefSeq and is a predicted model, not a curated record. The transcript has 4 exons. Gene Ontology annotation, molecular function: aldose reductase (NADPH) activity. NCBI's taxonomy places the organism in Eukaryota, Fungi, Ascomycota, Eurotiomycetes, Eurotiales, Aspergillaceae.